Messenger RNA from Aspergillus alliaceus, 1372 nucleotides. RefSeq names its product C2H2-type zinc finger protein. Gene Ontology annotation, molecular function: DNA-binding transcription factor activity, RNA polymerase II-specific; RNA polymerase II cis-regulatory region sequence-specific DNA binding. Gene Ontology annotation, biological process: regulation of transcription by RNA polymerase II. The record is from RefSeq and is a predicted model, not a curated record. The transcript has 4 exons. Lineage: Eukaryota; Fungi; Ascomycota; Eurotiomycetes; Eurotiales; Aspergillaceae. Bases 159 to 1244 code for a protein of 361 amino acids.
CCUUCUUACUCCCCUUUCUACCAGAUCGCACCCCUCGCCGUACCUGUCAAUCAUACACACGCUCUUACACUUGCCAUCUGUGCCAAUCGCAAACACGACCAAAGAACAAACAAGUGCAGGGAUAACAUCUCGAAAAAAAAAAAACAAAUCUAUUCUCCAUGACGAUGGUCAUUGAGAACCAGAACCGUCAAUACGGCGGGAUGGGUUUUGACCAUGUUUACCAGCAUAACAUGCCGCAUCACACUACGCCGCAGUUCACCGACCCGUGGACUGCUGCCCACACCACCUCGCAUUCGACGCCUCCCGUUUACGCGACUUCUAUGGCCUCCAGCCAAAUCCUCAACCACCCCAAACAAGAGGAAGUGAGCCGGCCCUCCCCCCUCUCCAUGCCCUACUCGAGCAUUCCCGUGUCCGCGCCGUCGAUGGUUACCGGCAGCAACUAUUCGACCACCCCUGCGACAAGCUACCCGGCACCGGAGGUGAUGGGUUUGCACCACGAUUUGCCUCGCACGUCUUUUGAACAAGCUCCUGCCUACACUACCGCCCCGUCUAUGAGCAGUUUCGCACCAGCAAACUAUGCGCCACUAAGCUACGGCCCAUCUCUGCACCAUCAGGACAGUCGCCGGAUAUCUCAUGCUGAUCCUCGUGCCAGCCAAUCGCAGCCUUCUUCGGCCCCUACCUUCGGUGACACCCUCGAUGCCAGUCGCGGAAUGAUCGCGCUCAGCCAGGACCUGACCCCUCGCAACAUUUACGGACCUCGCAACACCCGGGGCUCCGCAGAUUCAUAUGGAUUCCCUUCAGCACACUCGUCCGGCUCUUCUAUUUCUUCUGGUGGUAGUUAUCCUUACUACAGCGCCUCUGUCGCAUCCGUCGAGUCCUCCGUGACCGACUACAGCUCCACGACUUCUGAGUCCUAUGAUAACGGCCAUCUGUCUCGGACUCUCCCUCGCCCAUCCAACCUUUUGACAGGUAGCGCCCCUCCGGGCCCGCAGUCUAUGAUGAGCCAGUUCAGCUCCAAGAUGCCAUCCAACACUCAGAAGAAGCACAAGUGCAAGGUGUGCGACAAGCGCUUCACCCGUCCGUCAUCUUUGCAGACCCACAUGUACAGUCACACUGGCGAAAAACCUUUCGCAUGUGAUGUGGAGGGCUGCGGUCGACACUUUUCCGUUGUUUCCAACCUUCGUCGGCAUAAGAAGGUCCACAAGGGCGAAAAAGAAGGCGUCUCGGGCGAGGAUGAGGAAUAGGCUAUUUCCAUCCUCUCCCAUUCGUUCUACACUUCUUUCUGCCCUUCCCUUGAGCCUUGUCCUGGAGCGACGCAACGAAGAGUCUCGGAUUGAGAUACUCAACAGUUUGCAUUGCGCAACCUACUUUU